AUGUCGCGGCUUUUCCCUCAUACCCCCUAUGCAGAGGACCAGCCGUUCUAUCAUACCGUCCUGACCGCCCACGUUCUCUUCCGCGGAUUCCAGGCUGGGGCGAUGGUGGGUCUCGUAAGCGGAGCAGCUCGGCCCCUGAUCGCUGCCUGGCGAGAGGGGUCUGCCCGGGGACCAGUUAUUGCAGGUUCAAAGGCACCAGGGAUCAUUUGCGCGACUGGCGUCGGAUCUGCCAUGGGUGCAGGAAUUCUUGCUGUUGCACUCUAUCUGCGUAUGAGGGGCCGCACGGAGAUCGAGUGGAAGGACCGCAGCUGGCGCUUGUUGGAAAGCAAAAGCCAACUGCUCGUGGAUGACUGGUCUCUGAGUGGCGCGACUCUUGGUGCAAUCUAUAUGACCUUGAGGAGACCAAUGAGCGAAACCAUGGGAUGGCGAAGAGUCGCGGGUGGUGCAGGAAUUGGAAGCAUAUCGGGCUGUUUGGGUUAUUUGGGCUGGAAGUAUUUGGCCGGUCACAAGUCCAGGCUCUGA
Penicillium mononematosum is the source of this 522-nucleotide messenger RNA. RefSeq lists its product as uncharacterized. The transcript has a single exon. Lineage: Eukaryota; Fungi; Ascomycota; Eurotiomycetes; Eurotiales; Aspergillaceae. The record is from RefSeq and is a predicted model, not a curated record. The coding region runs from base 1 to 522 and encodes 173 amino acids.